UCGACUUGUUAACUGUGAAUUCAGCAGUCUGCGUCUGAGACGUUGAGCCGUGCACCCCAGUUAUUCCUCAUGGCUCUGACCUCGAAUGUCAAGGAGGGUAAUCACAGCUGCUGUGUUUUUAGCGGAGACCUGCUGUCCAGCGUUCUGCCGCCGCUUCUCAUUGUGGAGUUUGCGCUAGGGGUCCUGGGCAAUGGGAUCGCGUUGUGGAUUUUCUGUUUCCACUUCAAGCCCUGGAAAACCAGCACAGUCUACCUGUUCAACCUGGCCCUAGCUGAUUUCCUCCUGAACGUUGUCCUUCCGUUCCGGACGGAUUACUACUUGAGGAACAAAGACUGGAUCUUCGGAGACGUGUUCUGCAGCAUCUCCCUAUUUUUGCUGACCACGAACCGAGCUGGAAGCAUUCUGUUUCUAACUGCCGUUGCCGUGGAUCGAUACUUCAAAGUGGUCCAUCCCCACCACGCAGUAAACACCAUGGCCCUCACGAAGGCUGUGUACACUGCAUGCGUGUUGUGGGUCCUUGCCAUAUCAAUGACCGUGUACCUCCUGACCAAAUCCCAUGAGUUUCCUAACGGGAAUUUGACACAGUGUGACAGCUUCACUAUAUGCCCGUCUUCUACGUCUGAUGGUACUUGGCACAACGCCCUGUUUGUGCUCGAGUUUUGUGUUUCUCUGAGCAUUGUACUGUACUGUUCUUUCGGUAUAGCCUGGAAACUCAAAGCGAAUCUGCAAGACAAACAAGCCAGGAUAAGGAAAGCUCUCAAGCUUGUGACAGCGGUGGUCGUAUUGUUUGUUGUCUGUUUUCUGCCCAGUAAUGUAACUAGAAUACUGAUCUGGAUCAAAAAGGGAAAACAUAUAAAUGACUGCGAUUCUUAUGAAGCGCUGGACAGUGGCUUCUACAUAACCAUCAGUCUGACUUACCUGAACAGCAUGCUGGAUCCACUAGUUUAUUACUUCUCCAGCCCGACAUUCAAAAAGUAUUACAUAGCUGUUACGAGACACAUGAUGCACAAGAAAGAGGAUGCACCAGCAGAGGGUACAUCAGACAGAGACACAACUCGCACCGCCAGUGCAGACCGCUUGUGA
Molecule: messenger RNA, 1083 nt
Organism: Polyodon spathula (Mississippi paddlefish)
Lineage: Eukaryota; Metazoa; Chordata; Actinopteri; Acipenseriformes; Polyodontidae
Product: hydroxycarboxylic acid receptor 2-like
Exons: 1
Coding region: 70-1083 (337 amino acids)
Biological process (GO): blood coagulation; thrombin-activated receptor signaling pathway
Cellular component (GO): membrane
Molecular function (GO): thrombin-activated receptor activity
Source: RefSeq, a predicted model, not a curated record